AUGAUUGAGGAACAGAAGGCUAGAGUCGAGCAGGAGAUCACAAAACUCGUAGAUGAUGUGGACAGGUCGUAUUUACGGAAAAUGCAGGCGGAAAUGCAUUUGUGCGCCGCGAAAUGCUGUGAAAAUACCACAGGAAGCAUUGAUGUAGUUCAGGGAUGUGUUCAGAAGUGUUCAGUGCCCGUGACAAAGGCGGAGAGGUACAUUCACAAAGAACUUAAUGAGUUCCAGGGAAGACUGCAACGUUGCGUAAUGCAAUGCAAUGAUGACAUCAAGACUAAGAUGCCUGUGGAGCCCACAGAGGACGAGAUUGGUAAAUAUACUGCUCAAUUUGAGAGAUGUGCAAUUUCCUGUGUCAAUAAGAACAUAGAUUUGAUACCCAAUCUCCUGAAAACGAUGAAGUCAGUUUUGGCAAAGGGCCCCAGUCGCAUUCCCGAUGUCUAAAGUGUCACCAUUUCACAUUAAUAAAAGUUUUAUUUGCAAAUUGUAAA
Phlebotomus papatasi is the source of this 488-nucleotide messenger RNA. Its product is annotated as protein FAM136A. Lineage: Eukaryota; Metazoa; Arthropoda; Insecta; Diptera; Psychodidae. The transcript has 3 exons. The coding region runs from base 1 to 441 and encodes 146 amino acids. Gene Ontology annotation, cellular component: cytoplasm. The record is from RefSeq and is a predicted model, not a curated record.